AUGUCAGUGCCUGAGCAACUUGUCCAGAGCGUCUUCAAGACAAUCCCUCCCCGCUUGCGUGGACCUGGAGGCGCCGUCGCCGUCGUCAAGGAUGGGCAUCUCCUCGGGCAGACCGUUUGGGGGUACGCAGACCUUGACAGGAGGAUCCCCAUGACGGCGGACACGCCGAUGCCCAUCUGCUCCAUCUCGAAGCAGAUGACAUGCGCAGUGCUGCUCGACCUGGAGCGUAACCCGACGUUGUCCAUGUCCAAGGGCGACAUCAGGGGGCAGUUCGAGGCUGAGCUCAAGAGGCUGCUGCGUCCAGAGAUGACCAAGGACGGCAAACUGACCCUGGAGCACCUGUGCGAUAACCGCUCUGGUAUUCGGGAUUACUGGGCAUUGACCACGCUCUGGGGUGCCAAGCCGGAGGGACGGUUCGACCUUGACAAGGACGGCCCGCAGGCAAGGGACCGACUGAGGAGCUUCCACUUCGAGCCUGGGGCAGAGUAUUCCUACUCCAACACCAAUUUCCACAUCUUGGCGCGAAUCAUUGAGAAAGUGAGUGGAGAGUCGUUCGAGGUGUUGCUGGGAGAGCGAGUCUUUGGUCCAGCUGGGAUGAAGACUGCACGGCUGUGCGCAGACACGUCAAAGCUGCCUGAGCCGUGUGUUGGAUACGAGGGAGAUGAGAAACGUGGCUAUACGCCUGCUGUUAACCGCAUAGAGUGGGAUGGUGACGCUGGCAUCGUGGCUUCGCUCUCAGACAUGGUUGCUUACGAGGGAUAUCUGGAUCGCAGCCUGUCUGAUCCAACGAGCUGGUACCAGGCUGCGAUUGAACCGUCACAGUAUAGUGAUGGUACACCAGCUGUGUAUCGCUACGGCCUCUCCCACGUCGACGUUGAAGGAGUGGAGACUAUCGGUCAUGGUGGUGCACUACGUGGGUUCCGAUCUCGACGUCUGCAGGUUCCAAAGGAACGUCUCUCUAUUGUGGCCAUGCUCAACCACGAGUCAGAGGCUGGAACACUUGCUGAGCAUGUUUUGAGAGGUAUCCUGAACCUCCAAAAGCCUCAGUUCCCCGUUGUCGCACCGACUCCUGACUGGUUCGGUACCUUUAUUGACGACAGGACCUUUCUGGCAAUCACGGUGUCGCCGAGUGUCAAGGGGAAGGUCAGCAUCUACUACGCUGGGUAUCCCGAAUCUAUCACCCUCACGGAGCCUUCUCGUGGAGUGUCUCGCGACAUGACUGCGACUCUCACUUUAGAUACACUUCACAUCGAACGCCUGAAGGAUCACAGGGCCCUCAGGGCUGUACGUGUAGCCCAGAGCGGCACCCCCGUGGACAAUACCUUUUACCAAGGCGACUUUUACUGCGACGAGAUUGAUUCGAUCUUUCACUGUUACGAUCAGGGCGGUAUAAUGUUUGGUGCUUUUGAUGGAUUUCUAGGUGAGGGGCCAGUACAGCCGAUGCGUUACAUUGGCGGUCAUGUCUGGACUCUCUCAUGUCCGCGUGGAAUGGAUGCUCCAGCGCCUGGUGACUGGACUGUUGUGUUCAAGUGUAAGAAUGAUGCUGUUGUUGGUGUUGGAAUUGGGUGUUGGCUUGCCAGGUCACUCUAUUUUGACAAGAAGUAG
Messenger RNA from Fusarium keratoplasticum, 1605 nucleotides. RefSeq lists its product as uncharacterized. Bases 1 to 1605 code for a protein of 534 amino acids. NCBI's taxonomy places the organism in Eukaryota, Fungi, Ascomycota, Sordariomycetes, Hypocreales, Nectriaceae. Gene Ontology annotation, molecular function: aminopeptidase activity. The record is from RefSeq and is a predicted model, not a curated record. The transcript has a single exon.